Penicillium soppii is the source of this 486-nucleotide messenger RNA. RefSeq lists its product as uncharacterized. Gene Ontology annotation, molecular function: 5-oxoprolinase (ATP-hydrolyzing) activity. The coding region runs from base 1 to 486 and encodes 161 amino acids. Gene Ontology annotation, cellular component: cytosol. Gene Ontology annotation, biological process: glutathione metabolic process. The record is from RefSeq and is a predicted model, not a curated record. The transcript is spliced from 3 exons. Lineage: Eukaryota; Fungi; Ascomycota; Eurotiomycetes; Eurotiales; Aspergillaceae.
AUGCACUCGUAUACUUUCCAAAAGCACGAGCUUGCUGUAGCUGCCGUAGCUCAGGACAUUGGGUUCAAAGUGGCCGUUUCAUACGAGCUGCAAACAAUGGCAAAGUUGAUACCACGUAGUCAAUCGGUCGUUGUGGAUGCCUAUCAUUCACCGGUGACUCAAAUGUACUUGGAGGGAUCUCGAAAAGGGUUCCAGGGUGAACUCAGAGAUAGAAAUGCCAAGAAUGUAUUUGUCAACCAGUCUGAUGGAGGACUUGCAUCCAUCGCAAACUUUCCUGGUUUACGCGGAGUGCUCAGUGGGCCAGCUGGUGGUGUGAUUGGCAUGUCCAGGACAUGGUAUGAUGCCGAAGACAAGACGCCUAUAUUGUCGUUUGACAAUUAUCAUCCUGCGUUUAAAAUGCGAGUAACACUACGCAAUGGGUGGUACAAGUACCGAUGUCGCUCGACACCACAGCUGGAUAGAGAUAUAUCUCGAGCCUACGACUAG